Messenger RNA from Corapipo altera (White-ruffed manakin), 1606 nucleotides. Its product is annotated as inositol 1,4,5-trisphosphate receptor-interacting protein-like. The record is from RefSeq and is a predicted model, not a curated record. Lineage: Eukaryota; Metazoa; Chordata; Aves; Passeriformes; Pipridae. The coding region runs from base 39 to 536 and encodes 165 amino acids. The transcript has 2 exons.
UCUGGUCAGAGCAGGUCUGUGGGAAGGAGGGAGGGCUGAUGCACCCCCUGGCCAAUGUGGCCAAGGGAAGGGCUUUGGGAGAGCCAGGAGGCCUUGAUGGAACCUUGAGGACCUUAAUGGAACCCUUCAAGGACCCAGCUACCAGGCUGGGCUCAGCCCACACCAAGCAGGAUUUCAUCAGGCUUUGGCUCAAGACUGUUGGAAGUUUUGAAGUGGAAGGAUAUGCCAUGGCUGCUGGAAUCCUUCGGAUGUACCUCAUGCUAAUGGCAGUUGUCGGCGUCAAUGAGCCUUUUUUCUCUGAUGAGAAUGGAGUUGUUGACGAGAAUGGGGACGAAAUCCUCCAGAGAAUGAAGGAACGGGAGACGAGCCUUCGGCUGCACCAGUUGCGCUUAGAGCAGGAAAUUGCAGACCUGGAAGCUGGACAGAAGGCUCUAGAAAUGCGUGAAUUGGAACUGGAGAGAAAGAUCCAGCAGCAUAUGUUCAGCGUCCUUUCCUUGGUCAUCUUGACACUGAUCAGCGUCUGGAGGCAGAAUUAGCAGGAAGUAACAUCAACACAGUGGAGAAGAAGAGACUGACACAGUGGUCCUGGGGAAAACACGGGAAAGAGUGACCUUCCCUGACAAGGCCUUUUGUGCUAUUUAGGGGCAUUUACAACCUCUGAGGGAGAUUUAAACAGCUGCGGGGAGUGUGAGCAACCAGGAGUGUGGCAAACGGGGUGGGCAACAGGACAUGGCACAUCAGAAGUUUUUGGUGCUGUAGUUUGGGGGGCAUUUCACACAGGCAGGACAAGUGGGAAUGGCUCUGAGUCACUGCAGCACAGCCAGUGAGCUAAUUUGCUGGUCUUUACACUCACCGACAGAGCUCAGAUAUGGUGUCUGCGUGGCACAGAGCCAAGUUGUCUAAGGUCACCAAAAACUAUGCAGCAACCCAGACAGAGCUCCCAAAAAACCAUGCAAAACAUGGAAAAAACCAUGCAUCUGUCCAGGCUUCAGGCUGUAGGGAAUGUGUAACCCUCUCAAGGGAUUGUAGCAGUGAUGGCAGUUGCAUCAGAUGUUUCCAAGUGGACGACCAGCUCAGCCUGGUUAUGAGUUACGAGAUGAAGUAGAAAGGCUGAGAAACAUUAAAGAAUCUGAGUGGGACAUAAAUUGGUAGGACCAUUCUCUGGCCUCCUUAAGACAGGAGCAUCCACCAGAAAUAUUUAAGAUCAAGGGGAUCCUCUAUCCAUCCCCCAGCAAGGAGCAGGUACCAGUUUUGAAGUAAGAAGUGAAUGGAGGGCAGUCCAUACUUGGGCAGGCAAGUGAAAUCCUUCUUCACCCACAACACUCCCCCAGGUACCUCUGCAGAAUAGGUAGGAGGCUUUGUGUGUGAAAGACUGUAAGCUUUGUGCUUUAUUUCCUAUGAGAAAGAAAAAAGCAAGAUUUUUCUCUCUUUUGGCCCAUCUUAUCUAUGCAGAAGUGAAGGGAGGCCAUACCUCCAUUUUGAAGGUGUUGAACAUAAGAAAGCCAGUCUGUAAUAUCAACUGAAGGUUUAAACACAAAUAAACCAGGUUCAGUAAUUACAACCAACAAGAAAAGUCUACAGCAUAUCUGCAUUUCAAAUCUCCUUU